AUGGGGAAAACCAGAUGCCAGGGCACCCCGGGACCCUCGGGCAACAGCCCAUCGAGAAAAAUCUCUGGUCCGAUGGACAACUUUCUCUCCACCCCAGACAGCUUCCGAGCCACGAGGCCUGCAGACAAGAUGGCGGCCGCCUCCCUGGGAGCGGAGAACGGCGCGGACUCAGAGCCCAGCUCAGCUAAAGGGGAAGCCCUAUCGCAGAUAACAGAACUGGCGGCCAUCUCGGCCAACAUGUUCACCAAAAGUGAUAAAGCCACCAUGGUCUCGGAGCUGAGGGCAGCUAUACGAGAAGAGAUCUUAGAGGUUCGCAGGCCCUUGAGCAACGGGUCUCAGAGCUUGAAAAUGACAACCUACGAGCCAUCCAGCAUUCCCAGGCCGCAGACCAUGCCACAGCCAGGCAAGGAUCAGUGCUCCUGGACCUCCGGAGACAGGUGGAGGAUCUGGACAAUAGUGGAAGACGUAACAAUAUCCGAGUUAGAGGCCUGCCAGAAGCCGAUAACGAAGACCUCUUCGAAGCCCUUACACAGCUCUUCACACACAUCUUGGGCGAGGAGGCCCCUGAUGACUUCCACAUAGAAUGAGCCCACAGGGCCCUGCGCCCCCCAAGGAGAGACAGCCUCUCUCGAGACGUGAUAUGUUGCCUACUUUCUUUCCAGCUUAAAGAAGCCAUCACGCGAGCGGUACGCCCGCAGACCGUCACCAUCCGUGACGCCUCGGUGUCACUGUACCAGGACCUGUCCUCCCUUAACCUGGAUGCCCGGAGGGCACUGCGGCCGCUAAAUCGCAUCCUACAGGAGAAACGCAUACCCUAUAAGUGGGGUUUCCCCUUUUGCCUCCAAGCCAAAAAGGAUAACACGUGA
Molecule: messenger RNA, 866 nt
Organism: Pelobates cultripes (western spadefoot toad)
Lineage: Eukaryota; Metazoa; Chordata; Amphibia; Anura; Pelobatidae
Source: the annotation of a GenBank genome assembly